This is a messenger RNA of Sardina pilchardus (European sardine), 1048 nucleotides long. Its product is annotated as cAMP-dependent protein kinase catalytic subunit PRKX-like. Gene Ontology annotation, molecular function: cAMP-dependent protein kinase activity; ATP binding. NCBI's taxonomy places the organism in Eukaryota, Metazoa, Chordata, Actinopteri, Clupeiformes, Clupeidae. Gene Ontology annotation, cellular component: cAMP-dependent protein kinase complex; cytosol. The coding region runs from base 1 to 948 and encodes 315 amino acids. The record is from RefSeq and is a predicted model, not a curated record. Gene Ontology annotation, biological process: signal transduction; peptidyl-serine phosphorylation. The transcript is spliced from 7 exons.
AUGCUACUGUAUGUUUCUGUAUUUGUUUUGUCCGUAGGGACAGGUACAUUUGGCCGGGUGGUUCUUGUCAGAGACAGGAGAACAAAGCGCUAUUAUGCACUGAAGUCCAUGAAGAUUGCAGAUGUGAUCAGGUUAAAGCAAGAACAACAUGCCCACAAUGAAAAAGAAGUUCUUAUGGAGGUGAACCACCCCUUCCUCGUCCAACUUUUUUGGACCCAUCACGACGAGCGGUGUCUGUACAUGCUGAUGGAGUAUAUGCCUGGGGGAGAGCUUUUCAGCUAUCUACGCAGCAAGGGCAAGUUCAACAAUGCCACUGGACUCUUCUUCUCAGCGGAGAUUGUGUGUGCCAUAGAGUAUAUGCAUGCGAAGGAGAUUGUGUACAGAGACUUGAAGCCUGAGAAUAUACUGCUGGACUGUGAGGGGCACAUCAGGCUCACAGACUUUGGCUUUGCUAAAAAACUUGCGGACAGAACAUGGACUCUGUGUGGUACUCCAGAGUACUUGGCUCCAGAAGUUAUCCAGGGCAAAGGUCAUGGCAUAGCGGUGGACUGGUGGGCCCUUGGGGUGCUCAUCUUCGAGAUGCUUUCUGGGCAUCCUCCCUUUUUUGAUGACAACCCUUUUGGCAUUUAUCAAAAGGUUCUCUCUGGCAAGCUGGAAUGUCCUCGCCAUCUGGAUUUCUAUGUUAAAGACCUCAUCAAGAAGUUACUUAUUGUCGACAAAGCAAAGCGACUGGGGAACCUGCGAAAUGGAGCUGAGGACGUGAAGAGACACCGCUGGUUCAAGCCUGUCGACUGGGAUGCCGUGCCACAAAGAAGACUUAAGCCACCCAUCGUCCCCAAAGUCACCCACGAAGGAGACACGUCCAACUUUGACUCGUACCCCGAGGAGAAGCGGAGGAAGGAGCCUCCCGUGUCUCCGAAGGACCUGGAGACGUUUAAGAACUUCUGAAUUCCUUAAUUCACUCUCUCUCUCUCUCUCACACACACACACACAAUAUUACUCCUGUAGGGUUACUCAAGCUGUAGAGGGAAACAUGGAUAGGAUUGCA